AUGCCCGCGUGCUUCGACGACUUGUUUGGCGGAAAGAGACUCGACGUGAAAAUCUCCGCAAUAGAUGACGUGGCAGCGCGAGACACUUCAGCAGCCGCCCAGAUAUGGUUCCAUCCUGCAGCGAUGACGGCUGAUGACGUGGCCGCGGGCGACAUGGUCGCGGUGGUGUGCAGCGAUCCCCAUUCCGCGCAGCCAAUCCCGCCGCUCCAGCUGGCACAGGAGGCUCUACAGCUGGCAACGCCUGAUUGGACGCAGCAUCCUGAUUGGCCGGCAAUCGCCGCCCGAUUACCCGGGCUGUACUGCGCGUUGGCCACCGUGUGGCCGGCGCCGAAGAUUCCCAAAUCCUGCUGCCGCCUCUCUUGGCAGCUAGCGGACAGCCUAGGCCGCCCGGAGGAAAGCACGCGCCUUUAUGUCUUCACUCUCAAGGCCGGGCGGCAACAGAAUCUGAGCCUAAGUUCCCCACAAGCGCAUGGUGAACAGGUGGUCAUGCAGCCAAUCCCGUGCGGACAGCUGGCGCUGACCUGGCUGGAGCCACUGGAUUGCAGUGCUGGUGCUGAUGGGGACAGGUCAGCAGCAGUAGGAGGGGAGGGAGAAGGAGCGGAAUCAGGAGCAGGAGGAGCAUCACAGAGAACUCCAAUACGGGGAGUGACAUGCGCAGCAACACAGGCAGCACCAGGAUCAGCAGCAGGAGCAGCAGCAACCUCGCUCAGCUCUCCUGUACCCUCGUCCUCCCCCUCCCCUUCCCCUUCCCCCUCUCCCAGUACCCCCUCCAAUGUUGCACGGCGCCUCGAGCCUAGAACACCGGGCAGUGUGCAAAAAGUGUUGACUCCAGGUAGUGCUGUGACUCCGGGCAGUGCAAAAAAGGCUCCCUUUAUCAGUGAAGAGGAGAUGGAGAGAGCUCGUUGGGCAGCUGUGAAAACACUUAUCGGGCAGACGGCACAGCAGCAAUUGCAGCAACAGAUGCGGCAGCAGCACCAGCAGCAGCAGCAGCAGCAGCAGCAGCAGCAGCAAACAUCCCUCUGCCGCCGUUCCUCCUCACUCCUGCGACCACCCUUAUUGGAGCAAGGGAGAGGGAAGGAGAUAGUGAGCUCUUCCACUGGAAUGGACUACCCGGACCUCUUCCACAGGUAUGGGAUGCCUAGAGCUCUUCCACAGGGAGAUGCUAUGCUAUACCAGGGAGAUGCUAUGCUGUGA
Closterium sp. Naga37s-1 is the source of this 1194-nucleotide messenger RNA. NCBI's taxonomy places the organism in Eukaryota, Viridiplantae, Streptophyta, Zygnematophyceae, Desmidiales, Closteriaceae. The record is from the annotation of a GenBank genome assembly.